Molecule: messenger RNA, 1657 nt
Organism: Alligator mississippiensis (American alligator)
Lineage: Eukaryota; Metazoa; Chordata; Crocodylia; Alligatoridae
Gene: TMEM81
Product: transmembrane protein 81
Exons: 1
Coding region: 182-976 (264 amino acids)
Source: RefSeq, a predicted model, not a curated record
GUCCUACUUCAAUUCAAGCCUUUGAUCUUGGAGGAUUUUUUGUACCUGGGGAAUUAGAUCGCAAAGCCAACUGAAAUUUUAGAAAUACUUAAGAUUGAACCUUCAUAAAGAAUGAUUUACCUUUGCUGGACUACUCAAAGCCAGUGGCUUAGACGUGGUCUAUAAACUUGACUACUGUGCUAUGAAGACCUCAAAAAGCAGCUUCAUCCUUGGGACAUUCACGUUUGCUUUCUGCCUGCCUUCGGCAGUUUCUCUCGAGACUGUUACCAUCCCAGAGAAGCUCAAGUCAGCUACGGUUAAAGUCUCUGUCAGCACCACAUCCUGCAGCGUCACCUGUGGGCUAGGCUUCAAGGUGGAGGAAAUGUGUGAGAUUGGUUCUGAUGGGGAAAGGAGGCACUGUACCUUUCGCAGGUCAGACUGUCUGACCAGCUGGAUCUGUGGAUUACUCCACUUCACUGUUCGUGUUGGUAAACCAUUUGAGCUUAGCUGCCUGACUUCUGAGAUGAUUGGCAUUGGUAGCCAGGCCUUUAUCUACACCUGGAGGCUUGCCAGAGGCAUUAUCACCACAAAUGACAUACUUUUCAAGCCUAUCAAGACCCCUAGUUACGUCAUCAAACUUUCCCCUGCCAAGGAAUCUGAUGCAGGGACUUACCGAUGUGACGUGCAGCUGAUGAAGACAUUCAAGCUGGUCAAGAGGAUCUAUUUUGGGCUCAGGGUGAUCCCUACUGACUUAAUAGAGCUGAACUUCUACAAAUCCUUGACCCUGGAACAGAAACUUGCUGAAUACAAAAAGGAAGGAAACGGGGGGAACGGCACCAGUUUCCUGUCACAAUGGCAGCAGGACUCCUGGCAAAGAAGGGCCUUGUUUGUGUUCCUGGUAGGGAUUGGAAGUGGGGUAACAGCAGGUAUCUUGGUGGGUGCGGUCCUCUUCUUUUUGCUAAAGGCUCGCAGAAAAAACGAAGCCAUAGAGGGAUGAGUUGCAUUUUUAAAUUUUGCUUACUUCAGAAGGACAGCUUAGUAUUAGUAUUUCAUACUGCUGUUGGGCUGGUUUCUUUUGGAUAAACAUUGCUUUAGGUAUUAAAGCAACAACAUAAUCUUGGGUCAUGGUGGCUUUUGGGUUCAACAGUUUUAAGCAACAUGGAUCUUUCACUUUCAGGAGAGUCUAUCAAGUUGAGUUGUCAAACCUUUUAUUUUUCAUCUGCCUUUACAAUAGUUCACGUGGACUCUGCCCAGGACUGUAGGCUCUGUGCAAGCACAGAGUGAAGCAAUCCUUCCACCAAAGGACUUCGAAUUGAAACAAAGCCAACGGGGUAGGAGGGGAAAUGGACAUUAAUAUUAUACAUUUGAUCAUAUAUAAUAUUAACAUUUGAAGCAUACCACAGGCAUCCUUUGUGAUCUCUCUAGGAAAACAGAGAAGAUACUUUAUUGUAGAAAGAGCUGAAUGUACAAGUAAAUAAGUUCUCUGCAAAGCAUAGUAUGUAAUCAGACUAAAAUACCCUACGUACAACUUAAUGGGUCCACUGAUGCAGCGGAGUUGUGCCAGUGUACUAAGUGGAAGCUGAAACCUCGGAAAUACUAUUGCUUUGGUUACAGAGUUGAAAUAAAUGACUGGCCAUUACUACUCGGCUGAAAUUUGUUAUGGAAAUUGAAGCCUACU